UGGGUUCGACCAGAACUGGUGGGUGGGGAACGGGGACACGCGAAGGAUUGGUAAAGUGAGAUCCAGAGGUGGGAGUCAGAUCCUGAUGGUCAUUAGCUAGGCAAUCUCGAAUGUUGGUCCCCAUGGCAGUCUCCUCUCCUCUCCUCUGCCACCUUUGAAAUUGUAGAAGGCCGAGUGAGGAAAACCCGGCCCGGCCCGUAACAGCCCAUGAGGGCCUCCCAGCGGUUCCGGCGCAGGGUAUUCCGAAUAGGUGCGCUGUACCCCAGUUCACAACCCGUCUGCGAUACGGACGUUGGGGAGAACUCACGAAGGGGAACGGUCGCGUGCCGAAACUGGGGCAGGAGAGAUGGGAUUUGCCGGAAUUCGGGUGCCUCUCUGUCAUUCCAGGAGCGGGGGGAGUGAGGAAGGGAGACUGUCUCAGGAUGUCCUUCCGGGACGCCAGCCCACCCCAGUGAGGAGCGGAGCUAGUUGACACCGGAUGUGUUUCCUCCCAGGCUAAGUCCACCUUCCGGCCUAGGCCGCCGCUGCUGCGGAAAGCUGCUUUCUGGCUCUCUGAGUCGAUUGUGACCAUGGCUGCUGAAUCCGAUGUCCUGCAUUUCCAGUUUGAACAGCAAGGAGAUGUAGUCUUGCAGAAAAUGAAUCUCUUGAGACAGCAGAAUUUAUUUUGUGAUGUGUCAAUUUAUAUUAAUGACACCGAGUUCCAGGGGCACAAGGUGAUUUUAGCUGCUUGCUCCACUUUCAUGAGAGAUCAGUUUUUACUUACGCAGUCAAAACAUGUCAGAAUCACCAUCUUGCAGAGUGCAGAAGUUGGCAGAAAACUGUUGCUGUCUUGCUAUACAGGAGCACUUGAAGUUAAAAGGAAAGAGCUUUUGAAAUAUUUGACUGCUGCUAGUUACCUGCAGAUGGUUCACAUUGUGGAAAAGUGCACAGAAGCUUUGUCAAAGUAUCUGGAAAUUGAUCUUUCUAUGAAAAAUAACAAUCAGCAUACCGACCUGUGUCAGUCCUCUGAUCCAGAUGUUAAAAAUGAAGAAGAAAAUUCAGAUAAAGACUGUGAGAUAAUUGAAAUUUCAGAAGACAGUCCCAUAAACGUAGAUUUUCACGUAAAAGAAGAAGAAAGCAAUGUUUUACAGUCUACAGCAGAGUUGACAUCAGAGAGGAAGGAAAUGAAGUCACCAGAGCUGUCUUCAGUAGAUAUUGGUUUUAAAGAUAAUGAAAUUUGUAUCCUCCAUGUGGAAUCUAUCAGUACUGCUGGUGUAGAAAAUGAGCAGUUUUCACAGCCUUGUACCUCUUCAAAAGCAACCAUGUAUUUCUCUGAAACACAGCAUUCACUGAUCAAUUCUACAGUUGAGAGCAGAGUGGCAGAAGUUCCUGGGAAUCAAGAUCAGAGCUUAUUCUGUGAGAAUACUGAAGGAAGUCAUGGUACAGUGAAUGAGAUUCAGAACCUGGAGGAUGCUUAUUCACUGAGGCACCAGUGCCCCAGGUGUCCCCGAGGAUUUCUUCACGUUGAAAACUAUCUGCGCCACCUUAAGAUGCAUAAACUGUUCUUGUGCUUACAGUGCGGGAAAACAUUUACACAGAAGAAAAAUCUCAACCGGCACAUUCGAGGGCACAUGGGCAUACGGCCCUUUCAGUGCACUGUGUGCUUGAAGACCUUUACUGCCAAAAGCACACUUCAGGACCACUUGAACAUACACAGUGGAGAUCGCCCAUACAAAUGCCACUGUUGUGACAUGGAUUUCAAGCACAAAUCUGCCCUCAAAAAGCACUUAACCUCUGUCCAUGGCAGAAGUAGUAGUGAAAAACUACCCAGGCAUGAUCUCAAAAGGCAAAAUCUACUAUAAUUAGAACCACACCUUGCUAUGUAAGCCUUGUAUCGUUCUGUUAGGCAAGUUUUUCUAUAGAAAUGCAGCAGUAUAGUUAUACUGCAUUCCCCUCCUCCCCCAUCUUUGGGUCUUAAUUUUGGUCUGCCUACACGUGUUAUUCUUUCUGAACUUCUACGAACAGUUCCAAAGUGUGGGAGACAUGAUAAAGCUAAUGGGAUGCUGUCUUAUCUCAUGUAUUAUAUGUAAGUCCCAGUGGUAUAACUAGAGAAAUAAUGUUCCUGUCUUAAAUAUUCUUGAUUCUAGUGACAGAGGAUCCAGCAGUAUUUCUAGGUUCUGAUUUUGAGUCUCUAGAUAAAUGAUAUAAAUGUAAAAUCCCAACCAUAUAAUAAUUUUUAGGAAUUAGGAUAACAGGAAGAGAAAAUAACUUAAAAAAAACCGCUAUGAUCCAUUAUUAGUUCUUUGUAGAACUAGCGAAAUAUAUAUAUAUAUAGAUACACAUAUUACAUAUAUGUGUGUGUGUAUCUAUAUAUAUAUUUACAAACUACUGUUGGAUUCUUAACUAAGUACCAAGGUACUUGUUUUAAACUGUAAGGGAACACACUUCAAAUUCACUUGGGAGUAGAGGAAUUUCCUUGUAUGUGGGCUAAUCUUAAAAUGAUGUUUCCAUGACUUGUUAGUAUACAUAAUUUAGAAGUGAUUAAUUGGGCCCAGGUUUCUCAAUUUUAUUUAACAGAGUUGUAUUUAGUAAUUUUAUGACCAGUGAAAUUAUACCAUUGGCAUGAAACUCUGAAAAAUUUCUUUUAGAAAUUCCAAUUUUGGGGCACCUGGGUGGCUUAGUCAGUUAAACAUCUGACUUCAA
Molecule: messenger RNA, 2682 nt
Organism: Lynx canadensis (Canada lynx)
Lineage: Eukaryota; Metazoa; Chordata; Mammalia; Carnivora; Felidae
Gene: ZBTB6
Product: zinc finger and BTB domain containing 6
Exons: 2
Coding region: 570-1841 (423 amino acids)
Biological process (GO): regulation of transcription by RNA polymerase II
Molecular function (GO): RNA polymerase II cis-regulatory region sequence-specific DNA binding; DNA-binding transcription factor activity, RNA polymerase II-specific; protein binding
Source: RefSeq, a predicted model, not a curated record